This is a messenger RNA of Scylla paramamosain (green mud crab), 2447 nucleotides long. RefSeq names its product tenascin-like. The record is from RefSeq and is a predicted model, not a curated record. The transcript has 11 exons. Lineage: Eukaryota; Metazoa; Arthropoda; Malacostraca; Decapoda; Portunidae. Bases 237 to 2009 code for a protein of 590 amino acids.
GGAUGAAAUUCCCUUGUAGAGGCGUGUCCGUCCGGUGGUACAUUUUUGCACCAUAUCAGAAAACAUCACUCACACGAUAUGUGGAAAAAAAGCUCUUGUUUCUGUGUAACAGCAGUUGACUCGUGACCACCAGAGGGGGAGGACGUAGUGACUGAUCCUCCGUUUUCAAUGAUUUUUUUGGACGACUCAUAGAGCUAUUCACUGCUAGCCAAGCCUGAGUGAGUCCAUCCACUGCCAUGGAGAAGACACUGUUGUUGGUGCUGGAGGUGGUGCUGUUAGUGCUGGUGGACCUGCCGUGCUGUCUGCCCGAGAUUAUUGAUCCUAGGGCCGUUGCUGCAAAGGAAGAUCAGAGUGCAUAUAAUAAACAACGUCAAGUGAAGCGUUGUUCUCAGCAAGGGGACUGUCGCACUAAGUAUGGCGGAUUCUGCUUCAACAUCCUGUCUGACCCGAACCCGGUGUGUGAUGCAGCGGUGCAUGAUGGCUUGUGCAGCGGAAACCCCGAGAGCAAUUGUCGGUGCUGCAUCAGGUGUUCAGGCAAACGUUGCGUCUCUGAGUCCGAGGGAGAAAGUGGGUGCAGAAAAGAAUGCAGGGAAAACGAAUUCUCUGUGUCCCAUUGUAACCCCUACUGCCAAUGCUGCCAGAGCUGCAAACCCACCCAUUGCAAGGGUCGGUGUGUGAGUCAUCCUGACCUCUGUGACGAGGCUAAGGAAUACGUUGAGGGUGUCUGUGAGGGCAAAUUGGGAAGCAAAUGCACUUGUUGCGUAACCUGUGAACCAGAUAUAGGCUGUGAAAAAUCAGGAGGGCAGUGCGUCACUGCUGAUGAGGAGUGCCCCUGCGGGUUCUGGCCCAGCCCUUACUUUGGGUGCACUAAUGGAAGCAAGAAAUGCAAAUGUUGCACUCCGUGCCCUCCUUCCCAUACCUGCUUGGAAGGCAUCGAGACGGGAAGAUGUGUUCCUGACGAACCUUACUGCAAUGGCUAUGACGAGUACAUAUCAGACGAGGCGUGCUGUCAAGGCAGGUGUUCAUGCUGCAAGACCUGCCAGCCUGACAGGGCGUGUGUAACCGAGCAAGGAAAUUGCUACAAGAAGGAAAUUGGCUGUGGCCCAGGAAUGAUGGCGAGUAGAAAAGGCAAAUGCACCAGCGAUAACUGCGUCUGUUGUAUACCGGAACCGUGCCCUAACUCAUGCAACUGCACUGAAGGACCCAAUCCUGGAAGAUGUGUGGCCAAGCCUUUCACCGUACAAUACAACGAAUACCCGUCAGAGGAGAGAUGCAUAGGCCGCAAGUGUUCCUGUUACAAGACAUGCAUGCCCGACCCCCUGUGCUCGGCUGUAAACGGCACUUGCUUCACCACCAGCACUGGGUGUGCCCGGGGACUAGUGCCUAGUAAAACGGGCACCUGCAACAGCGAGAACUGCAUCUGCUGUGUGGAGAGACAGUGCUCGUUGUCAAAGGACUGCGCUUUCGGGGAAGAGUCUGGAAGAUGCGAGAAUGACAAGGAAAUGUGCAGCUCACCGGGUGAAUACAUCAGUGAGGAGAAGCUCUGCGAGGAGGAUGGCUGUUUCUGCUGCAAGAAAUGUCAGCCUGACACGUCUUGUGAAAGAGUGAGGGGCACGUGUUUCGGGACGCGGGAAGGGUGUGGACCUGGAUUCAAGAAAAGUGAGGUUGGCCGUUGCAAGAACCCGGAACACUGCGUUUGCUGCGAACUAGAUGUAGAUUGUGUGCUUACAAAAGAUUGCAGAUCUAAGGGCGAUUCUGGAAGAUGCGAGGUUUAUAAGGAGAACUGCAGCUCACUUGGUGAAUACAUAAGUGAGGAUACUCCCUGUGAGGGGAAUGAAGGAUGUUUCUGCUGCAAGACCUGCGAGCCCGACACAUCUUGCACUAAGUCAGGAGGCAAAUGCUACGUAGCUAAAUACGGUUGUCCCGAGGGAUUUUCGGUGAAUCAAAAUGGCCGUUGCAAGAACAGUCCUACUUGUAUAUGCUGCUCCCGGGAUUUUAGCAAGGGGUAGGAGCGGGCGAGGACCCGUGGAGACCCGUGGGACAACGCAACACCCUGCCGACCAAUUCGACUCUCCGCUGACUGCCCGCCUUGUUUGCUUUAAUUGUUCCUCAUUUACCAUAUAUAUAUAUAAUAAACAAAUAAAUGAGAAUAAUUAUUGAGCUACAAAAAUGUUACACGUUUCUUCGGAUAAUGUGUGCAUCUGUCGCAAGAGAUGCAGGAAAUGUUGUUAAUUAACCAUAUGUAUACAUUAUUAACAUGUAUUGAUUGGAUUUUUGCUCAUGACAGUAUUAUUUUCUCUUCAUUAAUUUUUUCCUUAUUUUUCACAAUGCCUAUAUUGGUUUUCUUUUUGCAGUUAUAGCGCAUUAUCAUGGCCUUCACAUUAAUUUUCUCCUUGUUUGGCACGUUUUAUUAUCAUGACAAUGAAAAUAAAUUUUUCCAUAUAUAA